Messenger RNA from Adineta ricciae, 498 nucleotides. NCBI's taxonomy places the organism in Eukaryota, Metazoa, Rotifera, Eurotatoria, Adinetida, Adinetidae. The record is from the annotation of a GenBank genome assembly.
AUGGGAACAAAUUCUAGUCUACUCGCUACUCCGUAUAGUAUGGCACUUGACUUAGCAAAUAAUCUUUGCAUUUCCAAUCGAAAUAAUAAUCGAAUUCAAAAAUACCUAGCGGGAUCAUUAACUGGUUCAACAAUCGCUGGUCAAUCCAAUGGAAUAGGAGGUUCGAUACUGAAUGAUCUGAAUUUCCCUGCUGAUGUUGAACUUGAUUCCAGUGGCAACGUGUACAUCGUAGAUUCACAUAAUCAUCGAGUUCUAUAUUGGACUAUAGGUUCAUCCUCUGGCAUGAUUGUUACCAGCGUUGCUGGCACAUCAAACAGUCAACUAGAUACUCCAUAUGGUAUUGUACAUGAUUGGAAUUCCAGUAUAUUCUAUGUCACAGAUCAAAACAAUCAUCGCGUCAUGAGUUACCUAUCGAAUUCCACCGUUGGCACAGUCGUUGCUGGCAACAAUGGACAAAGAUCAUCCAUUGGGAAUCUAUUUGGAUUUAUUAUCAAAUAG